AUGGAUGUUUGCAUGUUUUGCCACGAGAAACAUGUCGUUAUCUCGCCCUUCUUCUCCGACCACGCGUUCAUCGCCCGGCCCGAGGUGCUGAGCGCUCACGCCCACACGCCCACGGGGGUCACCCUCGAGGCCGCCGUGGGGGUCACCCCGCGGGUCACGUGGCCCCGUGGUGGGGGAGGGGCAGGGGGGGGCAGGCGACGUGGGGCGGUGAGACGGCGAGGUGGAGGAGGAGGUGGAGGAGGUGGUGGAGGAGGUGGAGGAGGGAAAGGAGGAGAAUUUGGAACACGACUUCUGGUCGUUGUGUCGACAUCACCAGUCGGAGUUCAACCGCCACCACCACAGCAACCACAACCACAACCACCACAACCACCACAACCACCAGCACCACCAAACUCGGCUCGAUACCGGCUUCGCAAGCACACGCAGCACGGAGGCAGCAGCAGCAGCAGCAAGCGCCCGCGUGUUGAUGGUGGUGAUGGUGGUGAUGGUGGCGGUGGUGGUGUUGAUGAUGAUGGUGAUACUGACGGUGGAUACGGCAUUCACAACGAUACCAGUAAUGGUUGUGACUACAUUGACCAUCACGAGGAUGAGGAUGAUGAUGAUGUUGACUAUGAAGAUGAUGAUGAUGUUGGUGAUGGUGAGGAUGAUGAUGAGGAUGAUGUGGAGGCGUCACUCUGGAGGAGACACCACGUGACGAGUCCCGACGGCAGCGCCGCGUGCUGCAUCAUCCAGAGCGCGAGACGAGACGGAGACGUCAACAACAACACCAUCAACAACACCAACAACAACAACAUCAACAACAACAACACGAAGAAGGACGCGUCGAGAAUCCGAUCGCGGCUAACGACUCCGACUGAGACGUCUUUGGCGCUUCGCGGUGAAGACGGCGCGGAGACAAAGCAGCAGAUCGAUGGUGGUGAUGGUGGUGAUGGUGGUGAUGGUGGUGGUGAUAGUGGUGGUGAUGGUGGUGAUGGUGGUGGCGGUGGAGUCAACGGACCCGCGGAAUGCCCCACGUCCGAUGUCCAACCGAGGGUCCAUUGCACAAAGUGCGGAGACUCGUUCCUGUCCGCGUGCGCUCUGGCGAGGCACGGCCGGUGUCCUCCCGUCGCAGGCUCCACACCAACCUCGCUCCACCACCACCAAGCCUCGCAACCACCACCACCACCACCGCUGCUGCCACCACCACCAUCGUCAUCAUCGUCGUCUUCAUCGUCGUCGUCUUCAUCGACGACUCGCAAGGCGUUCACUUGCAAGUUCUGCGCCAAGGAGUACGUGAGCCUGGGGGCGCUGAAGAUGCACAUCCGCACACACACGUUGCCCUGCGUGUGCAAGAUCUGCGGCAAGGCGUUCUCGCGGCCCUGGCUGCUGCAGGGACACGUGCGCACGCACACCGGUGAGUGGCCGGCGACUCGUGCGUCGAGAAUGUUUGUUUGUGUUGAUGUUGUUGUUGUUGUGUGGAUCGCUGUGUGCGUGCGUGCGUGGGUGUGUGGGUUAUCUAUCAUGAUUUAUCAUCAUUCAUCAUCAUCAUCAUCAUCUAUCAUGAUUCAUCAUCUAUCAUCAUUCAUUAUCCAUCAUCAUCAUCAUCCAUCAUCAAUCAUCAUCCCUCAUCAUCAUCAUCCAUCAUCAUCAUCCAUCAUCAUCCAUCAUCAUCAUCCAUGCGACAGCGGCGUGGCGCUCGUGAAGGUUGGAACGUCCUGCAAGAACGGCGGCUGCAAAGCGGUGAGCGACUAA
Molecule: messenger RNA, 1731 nt
Organism: Lethenteron reissneri (Far Eastern brook lamprey)
Lineage: Eukaryota; Metazoa; Chordata; Hyperoartia; Petromyzontiformes; Petromyzontidae
Product: zinc finger protein 526-like
Biological process (GO): regulation of DNA-templated transcription
Molecular function (GO): DNA-binding transcription factor activity, RNA polymerase II-specific; RNA polymerase II cis-regulatory region sequence-specific DNA binding
Source: RefSeq, a predicted model, not a curated record